Messenger RNA from Spodoptera littoralis (African cotton leafworm), 1665 nucleotides. Lineage: Eukaryota; Metazoa; Arthropoda; Insecta; Lepidoptera; Noctuidae. The record is from the annotation of a GenBank genome assembly.
AUGAUGGCGAAGUACGUGUGGUUGUUGCUUGGGCUAGUGGUGGUAACACAGGCGCUGAGUGUGAAAAAGGCUAAAGCUGUGAAAGGUGACGAAGACAACGAACUGCAAUGGCCGUCUCAGUACACCCUGCAGGCGAAGAGGAUGUCACUGACAGACAAUAUCAUUGAAGACUACUCCAUCUGGAGAACCUCCAAACAAUCGAGGAUCGACUACAACAACGGUUACGUCAAGUCUUUUGUGAAAACCAAGGCCAAGGACUACAAAUAUGGAGUCAAGUAUGAGAUUCACCCAGUAGCAUCCGUAGAACAAGAUGUAGAAAAUGUAUGUAACGCCUUGCGAGGAAGCAGGUACCGCCGUAUGUCACCUGAAACUAUUCUACCCGACGUUGAUGGUUUUGAACCUGAAGUUGAUGAGAUCAUGAACGACAAAGAAUGCACCAAGUUCGUGUAUGACCAUAAAGAUGAGAGCACUGACGUCAGGAGCACAUUGUGGGCGACCUAUGACGAGGCUGAUGAAGCUUGGGUCCCUGUAAGAUACGAGGUUUUGGAAUUCAACGCCUGGUUGGGAUCUAAGGACAAACACGAAAUCUGGGACUUCUACGACUACAGCAAGGACUUCUCCUUCCGCAGUGUCUUUGAUGUUGAAGACUAUGGUUGUUCUAGCCCUGAAGAACACACGUUGGACGGUGAGGGUGUCACCAAGAGACUAUUAUUCCUUGACUCUGAAAACGAUGAACAUGUUGACCAUGCUUUCAAAUCGUUCAUUGGAGCUCACGACAGGCAGUACGAUGCCGACGAGCAUGCCUUGAGGAAGAACAUCUUCAAAAAGAGUAUGAGGCAGGUCAUCCAACACAACCGUCAAAACAAGGGUUACAAACUGGCCAUCAACCAGUUCGCUGAUAAGACUCCCGAAGAGAUGACCAGGUACAUGGGUCUGCUGAAGCGUCCUGAAGGCAAAUCUGGAAACGUACCCUUCCCAUACACUGACAAAAAACUGGAAGCACUCUCUGAGGAUGUACCCAAAGAAUACGACUUGAGGCUUCUCGGUCUUGUUUCUCACGUCAAAAACCAAGAAGAUUGUGGUUCCUGCUGGACUUUCGGAACAACAGCUGCAGUUGAAGGUGCUUUGGCACGUAUCAACGGUGGCAAGCUCAUGGCACUCGCUAACCAAGCUCUUGUGGACUGUGUCUGGGCAUUUGGUGCCGCGGGCUGUGACGGCGGUACUGACAACGCGGCCUACGAGUGGAUGAUGGAGUACGGUCUGCCGACUGAAGCAGAAUAUGGUCCAUACACUAACAAGGAUGGAGAAUGCAACAUCAAGAACAUGACACAGACUUUCCCAAUUCGAGGAUACGUGGACGUCACACCUUUAAGCGUUGGAGCUUUGAAGGUCGCUCUAAUCAACCACGGUCCCCUAUCCGUGUCAGUACACGUCACCGACACCUUCUCAAAGUAUUCUUCUGGAAUUUUCUACGAUACUGAAUGCAACCAGCUCCACCUGAAUCACGAGGUGACCUUGGUCGGUUAUGGCGAACGUGAUGGCGACACCUUCUGGAUCCUGAAGAACUCCUGGGGCCCACAAUGGGGUAUUGGAGGUUACAUGUACAUCUCUGCUAGGGACAACAUCUGUGGUGUUGCUACUGAACCUACCUACGUUGUCUUUUAA